AUGGGAGGCCGCCAUUGCAGCACGGGGUUCUGGCUGGCUUGCUUUUUGGCCCCCUUCCUAAGGAGCAGCUUCUCAAGCAUUGGUUCGUGUUGUUUUGAUGACCCUGGUGUUGUUACCAGACCACAGUACCUGCCUUGGGGUUGGUUUUAUCAAAAAACAAACAGGGCCCCGGCCUCCUGCUCAUCUGGGAACCAGCCUGGGGAGGGAGCAGUAACUCAGGUCAGCGCUGCAUCCAAAUCCCAGCCCUCCCUUUGUGAUCCAGUCCCCUCAUUACCUGCCACUUGCCCUGCCCCCUCUCCUGCCUUCAGCCUGCCCCACCUCUUGCUAUGCCUCCUCCUCCCUCUGUCCUCCAAGCUCUCCCAGCACCCCUCGCCCCUUCUUCUGCCCCUGCUGCUUCUCCUCAUUCUUCCCCUCUCCGUCUCCUGUUCCUCAUGUUCUCCCUGGUCCCCAGUAACAGAGGAUCCCCCACAGAAGCCCCUGAGGGAGGGAACGGGUAGGGGUAUUGCCAGGACACUCCAGUGGGGGUGGGUUCUCUCUGAGUUGGGCUCUGGGCCUCCAGGGAGCACCCAGCGCACCCUCCUGGAGAAGCUGGAUGGCGGGCUGGGAGGGCAGGCUGGGCGCCAAGUGGGUCCCCACCACAACACCAUAUGCAUUGACCCCUCUUUGCUCAGGGCUGGGGCAUCCAGGAGGUGGAAACCGAGUCCACCCAGUGCCAGCAGAGAAGCCCUUUUGCUCCUGGGUUGGAGCUGGGCUAGGAACAACCCCCAAAUCUGGACCACUCGGUGGGGAGGACUGGCUGUUUGGGCUCCAUGGACCCCAGCUGCCUCUGGGUACCACAGAGUCCCUGGGCCUGCCGGUGGUCUCCUCAGGAGAAGUCCCCGGGGCCCAGGGGGGCAGCUGUCUCCACCUGCCACAGCCUCCCACACAGAACAGCCCUUCCCAGAGCUCCCAUGACCUCCCCAAGGUGACAAAUGUCAUUCCAGCAGGAGCUGCCUUAGCUGCGAGCUACUCAGUCUGUCCCUCCACAUGCUCUCGCCUCAGGUCUUUUUUUUUUUUUUUUUUUUAAUUUGACAGAGAUCACAAGUAGGCAGAGAGGCAGGCAGAGAGAGAGGAAGGGAAGCAGGCUCCCUGCUGAGCAGAGAGCCCGAUGUGGGGCUCGAUCCCAGGACCCUGGGAUUAUGACCUGAGCCGAAGGCAGAGGCUUUAACCCACUGAGCCACGCAGGCGCCCCUCGCCUCAGGUCUUUAACCUUUGAGACGUCCAUCCCCAUGCCCAGGACUCCACGGUUCUGCCCGCACGUCCAGAGCAAGUGAGCACACAGGCACUGAGCCCAGCUCUUGUACAGUGGCAGCCUCCGUGCCAGCUGCCAGUGUUUUGCCAAUUUGGGAACAUCUGAAAUGUCUUUAGCCUCUUCAUCGAGGGACCUUGGUGUCACAGUGGCAGGGACCUUUCAAACUUCCAGUGACAAAGUUAAGGAGAAAAUGCUUCCACAGAACAGACACACUGGGCGCACAUCCCUGGGGGGCCCGAGGGUGCGCCCAGGCCGCCCCAGGUGAAGCCGGGAAUGGGCCGGAGCUCUCCUUACUGAGUCGUCAGCAAGUCACCCACUGCUCCCUUCACCUCAUACACCGGAUGACAGCCAGAGGAAAAGGGAGCUCCGUAUAAAAUACCAAACAACUCGGCAAAGGUUCGGUGUGAGACGUCAGCGAGGAAGACCAGGGGAGCGGGCAAUAGAGGUGUAGAAAGACAUUCUGUGGCGGCAGUGCCCGAAUGGCCUAAAUGUGGGAGCUUGACAAUGCCAAGUGCUGGCUGCCUGGAGGGCGCGGGUGCUGCCGUUGGGAACGCAGAAUGGCCCACCACCCUGGAAAGCUGUCUUGCCAUUUCUUCUUAACUUAAACCUGCGCUGACCACGUGAGCCAUCGAUCCCACUGCUGGACGUUCCCCCGGGAGCAAUGGAAACGGCGUGUCCCAAAGAUUCGUGCACGCACAUCCACAGAAGCUUUAUUCGUAACAGCCCAGACAGCCUGCCCCGCUGUCGGUCAGCUGGUCCGCAGACAGAUGCACACGGUGCUACGCUCGACGGGGAGGGAACCAGUGAGGUCCGAGUCACAGGGACAAACCGAGCCAGGGCGCUGGGCAGAGGAGGCCGGACAUAUAGGAGCACGUACCAUGUGACCUUGCUGAUUUGAAGUUUUAGAGAAGACAACACAAUUUAGAGGGAGAAAACAAACCAGAUGAGUGGUUCUCUGGACCUGGAUUUGGGAGAAGAUGGGCUCCAGGGGCCCUGCAGCGGUGACAGACACUUUCUCUGUUUUGAGUGUAGUGGCAGUGACGCCGCUGGGUACGUCUGUCAAAUUUUUAUCAGACUUCACUGUGAACGUAGAUGCGUUUCACUGCAUGCGUUUCACUUUGAGUGGAAAACCAGAACAGGAAAACUCAAGGGGAACGUGGGUGACCCUCAGCACUGUCGCGGGCCCCAGACCUAACUCGACAAAACCGUCCGCAGACACCAAAGCAGGGAGCAGACUUCUCUGUGCAACCGGUCUGAGGUCCAUCAGACAGCUGGGAAGUACCCGGAGUGAACGCUUCCUGGGUUUGGGGUCUGGAGCACUGAGGAGCUUCUGGGGCUGGGGGACCACGGCAAUGCCACACGGCAACACAGGCCCUAAGUGUCGCCACAGCAUAUGCUUUAAAAUGGCUUCCGUGGCAAAUCUCAUGUGUCUUUCACCACAAUAAAAGUAUCUGCCAGGGGGCGCCUGAUGGCUCAGUGGGUUAAGGCGCUGCCUUCGGCUCAGGUCGUGAUCUCAGGGUUCUGGAAUCGAGUCCCGCAUCGGGCUCUCUGCUCGGCAGGGAGCCUGCUUCCUCCUCUCUCUCUCUCUGCCUAUUUGUGAUCUCUC
Molecule: messenger RNA, 2897 nt
Organism: Mustela lutreola (European mink)
Lineage: Eukaryota; Metazoa; Chordata; Mammalia; Carnivora; Mustelidae
Exons: 3
Coding region: 1-954 (317 amino acids)
Source: RefSeq, a predicted model, not a curated record